This is a messenger RNA of Macrobrachium nipponense, 10071 nucleotides long. RefSeq names its product protein abrupt-like. Gene Ontology annotation, cellular component: nucleus. Gene Ontology annotation, biological process: regulation of transcription by RNA polymerase II. NCBI's taxonomy places the organism in Eukaryota, Metazoa, Arthropoda, Malacostraca, Decapoda, Palaemonidae. Bases 312 to 2045 code for a protein of 577 amino acids. The record is from RefSeq and is a predicted model, not a curated record. Gene Ontology annotation, molecular function: protein binding. The transcript has 7 exons.
GAGAUCCUGGAAUAUUUGGAGAAACAUUUGGAGAAGCGAUUUUCUUCCCUGCCCUCACUUCAGACUGAAUAGACGCCCGACUCCCCGCCGCCCGAUCCUCUCUCCCUCCCUCGCGGGGGAUCAGAGGACACUUGGAUCCCACUAGCGGGGAAUCGGAGCCUCCUCCCGCGCCUUUCCUGUUCUUGUCAUAAGCGUCGUGAUUAUUUUCCGCCUCCCUAUAACCACAAAAACCACAACAAAAGCUGUGGUUGAAAGGAAACAUCAUCAAAAAUGUGAAAAAUACCGACAUCUCCAGCAAAAUUAUCUCGUCAAUGAAUGAUCUAGUCAUGGGGGCGGACCAGUUCCUCCUCACUUGGAACAACCACCGCUCCAAUUUUGCUGAAGUCUUCACACAACUUCGCGUUCAGGACCAACUUGUUGAUGUAACGCUUCUUUGUGAUGGAGGAUCAUACCCAGCCCACCGCCUUGUCUUGGCAGCCUGCUCACCUUACUUCCACCAACUAUUCACACGAUUACCCACCCAGCAUCCGCUCAUUUACCUCAGGGAUGUUAAACAAGCCGAACUAGAAGCACUUCUUGAGUUCAUUUAUCGUGGGGAGGUAAGUGUUGCAAACAGCGAACUUACUGGGUUGAUAAAGAUAGCUGAGAGUUUACGCAUCAAAGGCCUUGGAGAUGUGUCUCAGAGAGAUCAGCAUCCCCAUCCAGGAGAAAAGAGACCAUCGCCUCCAUUUUCACCAUCAUCACCCAUAAAUCAUAACUCUAAUCCUCGCCCCAAAAAAGCUGCACGCUUAUCAUCUGGUAAUGGGGACUCCAAAGGAAUGGAGACUAGUUUUGCAUCUCUCUUAUCACCAGCAAAUAGCUAUGGCCAUGCCAUAAACAAGUCCACCAAUAAUAACAAUCACAAUAACAACAAAAACAGCGAAGGAUUUGCCCAGUUGAUGGAUUCUGGUUGUCCGGAGCCAUCUGACCAUGACCUGGAAGAAGAUCGCACCCCUAACAUCGUGUGGGACACUUCCCUUUCAGAAUCAAAGUUACGGUCAUGUCUCGAAGGUUUGGAUUCUGUGAGUUCUGCUCAAACUCUUGCUCAGUCUGUUGCUCACACAGUCGCUCAGUCCAUUACUGUACCUAGGGCACUAUUUACUUCUACUCCUACCAAAGUCUCAUCAGCAAGGAAGGAGGCAAGUGAUUCAGUAAAAGAGGGAAGCCGUGGAUCUUCACGAAGAAAGCACCAUGAGGCAAGUGAAAGUAAGAGAGGUAGAACUUCCUCAGCUCACCACAUUUCAUCCAACAGUCAAGAGUGUGAAAAAGAAGCAAAGAUCCCCAAGGAGAUUGUUAAAACUGAGCCUGGUACUGAGACGUGUGCAGCAGCCGCCACCACCACCUGCACCACGGAGUCUGAAAAGGGUUCAGACAAUCCUUUAUUGCCUAUGUAUGAUGGGAAUGAAAUUAGUGGAGGAAUAUCAGACUUGGCAAACCCUUUGUUAGCCAGCUACCGCCACAUGCUGGGCCUAAGUAAUGAAGAUCGUUCAUAUUCGCCACUUAUUCCAACAACGGUACAAGAGCAGCAACAAGCCCCAUCACCAACUGGCAGGGAGUCACGGAGUUUGACAUGUCACCUCUGUGGUGCAACCAUCAAGCACAUUGCAAACUUCAGAAGACAUAUGAAACAACAUCUAAAUCCAAGACGUUUCCCCUGUCCAUGGUGUUCAGCUGCUUUUGGUCGGAAGGACAAUUUGAAAACUCAUACAAGAAAACAUCACCCAGCUGAAGUAGAGGCGCAAGAAGCUGGUGUUUUACAGCGUGGUGAAGGUGGUAAUGAUGGUGUAGAAGGAUCCGAUGAUGCCAAAGUAGCUCUAACAGGUCUUAAUGGGCUUGGAAGCAACGGUGGCAACGUGAGAGAUAGUAGCCAUGAUGACUGUGACCGUGUCGAUGGUGACCAGGAAGAUUCCUCUGAUCACCAUGAAAGCUUAGUCAUUGCUGAGGACACGGAGGAGGAGGAGGAGGAUGAUGAGGAUUCUCGUCUUCAGGUCGAAGAUGGUCAGUGAAUUUUCUUCGUUCUGCCUAAGGAAUGACCUGAGAUGCUAUCUGACCCAUAGAUAUUGACAUCCUCUAGUUGAUUAUGUCAGACCAGAAUGUAAGUACCGUAUGUAUCAGUUAUGUUAAUCAGGAGUCCAUUAGAGCUACAAACGAUGAUUACAGCGCAGCUUUGGGGUUACAGUGGACUAAAUUGAAUCAGUGCCUGGAGGCAAUUAGAUAAUUUGUUGUAGGUAAAAGAUUUUUGUAUGUAUUGAUAUUUAAAAUGCCUUAUUGACAGUGAUUUAAAUAGUGUUCUUUAAAAGGCUUAAGAAAAGUUUUAUAUGCAACAAAAAAAUUUUUGAAAAGCCUUGCCUCAUUGCUCAUAUCAGUACAGAUUAUAGACACAUCUAGCAUGUUUCACUGUAUAUUGUACUUUUUAUAUCUUGGUGAUUUAAUGAUUGAUAGUAGAUUUGGUACCUAGUAGUGUCUAGUCAAGAAGGAACUUAAUAAAAUAGUUCAUUUUGUGUCUGUUAGAUCGUGUGUGUGCGUGUGCAUGUGUACCUAUGCAUAUGAUGCCUUCAUAUGCCUGUUGGGUUGCAUUAAAGCUGCAAUAAUAUAGUCUAGUCUUGGUAAAUGCCAUAAGGUAUAGUUACACUAAAUUCACUUUGUGAUUUCUUCCAUUGUAUGUCAACUUACUGCACUCUUCAUCUUGAUACCAUCAAUAUUGAGCUCGUUUUUAAUGUCUGUCGUCUUAAAGUCUUGCAUCCAACAAGAAGUAGUAGAGAGAAGAUUAGUAUCAGUAUUUGGGUUUGCAUCCUUUCUGCCGUCAAGUCGUCGGACUGUCGUCAGCAGCUCGAAGUCUCCCAUGGUUAUUUCAGGUGGGAAAACAAGAUAUUGAAUUUCUUCAAAGGCUCAGUUGGUCUUUUUUAUUUUUUAUCUUUUGCAUGAGUAUUAGUUCUUAAGACUUAUCCAGAAAUACUUUCUGUCUUCAACAGCUUUAAUUUGAUUUCUUAAUCAUACCCAUUUAUCAUGAGAAUUUUAAAUUACUGUAUAUGAAGUAUUAAUAGAAACUAUUUGAAUUAUGAAUACAUUUCUGUUCACAGACAAUCAAACUAGUCUAGCUCUGAAGUGAAAGUGUGGCAGCUUUAUGUAAAUAUAUAUGCUGACGGUACAUUUAUAUAUAUAUAUAUAUACAGUUACUGUAUGUAUAAUGACGCAACCGUAAGAAGUGCCAACUAACACUUACCUACCGUUAUUCCUACUCGCAGCAUUCAGACAAGCUUCUGCUGCACUAGUCAUCCAAAUAUUUGUUAGAUCAGUAUAAACAAAGGCCUCAUGUAUAUCUUGUUCUUCUUGGGGUAAUUUCUACUUGAUUUGAAUAACAAUGUUACUCCGUUCGUGUAGUGUCCGUCGUUUAUGUUUAUAUGGGAGUUUUAUGUGUUCCUACAUCAUAGUUGUCACCAUGAUGUAUUUAACUCUUGUGGAAUUACAGCAUUUAUUAACAAAUAUUUAAUUUCUGAAGCCAUGAAAGUUUGUCGAGACCCAGCCAGAAGCACUACUUAUAAUAGAGUGUUGCCAAUCUCAUAAGUAGCAAAGGAACAGGAUUUUUGGGGGAAUUGAACCAGUAAAGUUAUGUUUAUCUCUCUGUAAAAUUUUGGAUGCAAAUGUAAUGUUAUGGUUAAUAUUGCAUCAGACUCAGUAAUUUACAAAGGAGAGUGACAUUUUUAAUUAGAAAUAUAUGAAGAGGAUUAAUUUAAGAGUAGGAUCCAUUUUCUUAGAAUUAACUUAAUUAUAAAUAGAAUACUGCAUUGUUAUUAUCCCAGGAGUAUAACAUCUUUACCAGUUCAUAUUUAGCUAUUUCUUUAAGUAACCUGCAUCUUCUCUUUUUGUGAAUUUUUUUGUGCCUUUUUACCAUAGACUUUCUUUCUUUGUCUAUGCAGUGUAUCCCUAGUUCGCAAAGUUUUAUGUAGGUAAACUCAAGUUCAUACUGAGCAUUAACAAACAAAUUAUGCAUUACCAAGUACUGAUAAAGUGGGACAAAGAUUUUUUCUUUGUUUGACCAAAAACUUCAGUAAUUUGUGCCACUCCCCUGCCCAUCAUGUAGGCAAUAACACACUAUAUAGUUAUGGGUCUUUUUAACUAGCGUUGUAUAUAUCCUUUUCCCAAGGGCAGCUUAUCUUGUUUCAGUAUUCCCCAAUACCCAAGGUGCUUUGAAGCAUCAGCGUGCCCCAGCUGCUAGUCUUUCUGAUUCCUUAUCAUGACCUCCGGCCUUUUUCUGCCUGUCUGUCCAUAUUCUUUAGCAUUCCUUUGCACCAAUUCCCUCCCCUUUUUAAAACCGGAUUCAAUGAACCAGCUAUAGGAGAAGAAGGAGCUAUGGCUCAGUGGCCCAGUUAAACUCACCUAAAAAAGUAAAGUCAGUGGUACAAAGUUUGUACAUAGAAGCUUUAUAAUACUGUCUGUAUUUGAUGGAACCCACACUUGUGUCUAAUAUGCUCUUGAACUUGCAACUAGUUGUUCCUAAAGGGGUUCACAGAACAAAACAGUCCUUUAUAAUUUGCAUUUUGGCUACAAAUGGCAGGUUUUGUUGAAAAGUAGAAUGAAAUACUGCAAUACUUGAAUUGUGUUGAAAAGACAUUAAAAUAAUUUGAUCAAAUAGACAUUAUAAUAAAUUAUCCACUGAAAGAGCUAGUAGCAUUUAUUUAACAUACUGGCCUUAUAGGUAUGUAUAAUUCAAAUGAACACACUGGAUGUAGUUUCUGUAUGAGUAAAUAUAGUAACCUCAUCUUCCUAGUCAUUGGAAAAAAAAUUUGUUAAUUACUGAAAAAGGAUACAGAAACAUGAAUGAUCCUUGCAAAGACCUUGUAAUUCUUUCUAUAGUAUUUUAUCUAAUUUCAAGAGCAGGAUGUUACCUCUCUCUCUCUCUCUCUCUCUCUCUCUCUCUCUCUCUCUCUCUCUCUCUCUCUCUCUCUCUCUCUCUCUCAGGCGUGAAUUGGUUUACCCGACCAGUUAGUCUUGCACUUGAAUAGUAAGAAGCAACAUCAUUCAUAUGACUUUGCUGAGCUGGAAACCACCUAAAAUAUGAGAAAGGGCUUUAUUAUAAGUGUGCUUUUGAAGGAAGGGCAUUUUAAAAGACAUUUAACAAAUGACAAUCUUAGAAAGAAAUGUAUUGAGAGCAUGGCAUUUUUAUGAAACCGAUUGAAAGUAUAGAUGUAUGUAUGUAAUAGGGAAAGAAUGUGGCCUUGGCAUCCUGGUAGUAUAUGUUUAUGUUCAUGUGUAUCCUGAUUACUGUGUGACUGAAGCUGUUCUCGAGGGAAGACUCUCGGACAUUAGGAACACCAAAUGGGGUGAUGUAGUGGCUCCCUUGUUAGAUUAGAUAUAAUGUGAUAAUCCAAUUCAACCUGAUAAAUGCCUUCCCUGCCUUAAGGUGUCAGUUGGUCCCACAAACGGCCUGCUCAAUAUUGUAGAUGUAGAUUGAUAAACUUAUCUCAAAGUAGAGUACCUUACCUUGGCGUCCGAGGGUCAUCUAUUCCGAGAGGUGUGUCCUGUAUCCAGGAGUUUAACUUACAUGUAUUUUAUGCACUGCAUAGCAAUUACAAUCGUAACCAGUGAAAACAUCCCAAGGGAUUUUAUGUGAAUGUGAUGGUAAUUGCUGUUUGGGUGUUAUUUAUUAAUGUAUUUAGAAUUGUAUUUGAUUGGUAAUACGUAUUUAUUUGUCUAAAUUUGUACUUAAUAACUGUACAGUAAGGUUUAAUCUAGGUCUAUAGAAUUUACCCAAGUAUGAAUGCGUAGUUCUGAAAUGAAACUCUUCUUACCUUUUCACUGUGUUUGAUAUUUAAUUCUCUUUGGGUCCGUUCUUAUCAAGUGUCCUAUGUAUAUUGAAAGAGUAAUUUAUUGUGGAAAUAUAAUUUUCCAAAAUAGUCCUGUAUUACAAAUAAGUUUAUCCUUAUCUUUAGUUCAAAUGGGACAUCGGUGGUAACAAUUUUACGCAUUUCAUAUAUACUGUACUUAUAAGGUUUGAAGAUACUUCACUCUUGCUGAUAAUACAGUCAGGAGGUCUGUGCAAAUUCCAGUUGUUGAAUUGUUCUUAGAUGUUUUAGCAUUUUGAAUGGGCACUUCUCCACUCCAUACAAUGUCUGCAAAGUGAGCAGUUGUAAUUACUCUUUAUUUAAAUUUCCUUUGCAAGAAAGUGAAGUGUUUUUCAAGCUGGAAUGAACUUUGGAUUUAAAUGCUAGUCAGAAGAAGUUUUAAAUACUAACCCAUCACAUUGGUAUUGAUUAAUGUGAGUUAUUGGUGUGAUAAAACUAACCAUAACUUUAACUUCUAGUCUCAACAUGCUGUCGAUAUGAACUAACCAACUAUAUCUAAUGUGGACUUGGAUUUACCACUGGUUCUCCAUAUGUGCAUGGUAGCUUCAUCAAAGAGCUAUCUCUUGAUGUCAUUUAAAGAUGAUUUAAAAUUGUAGUAUUGGACAUGAAGUUUUUGUUUGUCUUCGUGUGAAUGUAUAGGUUUGUACGUUAUGUACAUACAGUGUACGUACAGUACUUGUACAAGUAUGUUAUGCAUACAUAUAUGCAUACAUUGUGUAUGAAUGUAAACCAUAUCUAGAACUUUAAUUUCAUAUAUCAAAGUGAGAUUAUAUAUAACUACACUUUAUUUACUUUAAAUAUAUUGUCAUGUCGAAUUCCAGAACUUGACCUACAGUAAAUACCCACAUUCUAAUUGGGAGAGUUAACAGAAAUGUUUUGUCAGUUUUUCUUAAUGUAGUUUCAUUUAAUCAAAUGUGAAUCCUUCAAGCCCCUCGAUUGAGAGUGAGCUUUUCGACUCAUUAACUGAAUUAGAUUGCUCACCAACAACAAUAAUGAAGAUAAUAACAGUGAUGUUAAUAGGAGUUCAUGAGACACGUUAUAUAUUAAAUGACCAUCGCUUUCUCCAGGCUGCUUUUACAUAAAGAAAGAAAUUUCAGCAGAAAUUUUUACCAGUCUUGAAACAUUCAUGUUUGAUGCUAGUAGCAAAUCCCACUUAGUUAUUGAAUUAUCUUCUUACAGGAGUUAGCCUGUUAAUUGAAAGACAUGUGACAGGAGGAAGGUGGGAAAUGUUUCAAUUUAUGUUGUGCAAACUAAAGUUUAUCAAAAAACAUUAUGGUCCUUGUACCGUAAUAAUUUAAUUCAUGAAUAAUGAGUAGCAUGAGAAGAGUAGGCAUUUGAAGUUUUAAAAAAAUCACCAAGCUAUUUUUUAUUUUAUAAAUUGAAAGGGUGGGAAACUAAUUGUUCACCAAAUAAGUUUCAUGGGAUAAAAUUUACUUUUAUGGUGUCUUUAAUGCCAUAAAUGCCAUAAGUAAAGAUGUAUUCCCAAAACAGGCCACCCACUUAACUAGCCUUGUUGGCGACCUCUCAUUAUAUUGGGCAUGUACAUAUAGAAAUGUUUCUUGAACUAUAAAAUGAUGGAUUCAUAAUUUAGAAAUUGCAAGGUUUACAUAUGUAUAUAUAUGUAUGCAAUUAUGUAUGUAUGUAUUUAUUUAAUUUAUUUAUUUGUCCUGUUUUAUAAUAGUGUAUGAUGGCCUUUGUAUAAUACUUAGUAGUAUAGUUAAUGUAGACAGGGUAUAGAAAUUAAAAUGAAUGUUUAUCUUCAAUUUAACAAAAUGAAUGUGGUUGACAGAGAUGAUAAUCCUGGAGUGUUUCUUAGGAAAUGACUGGUGUCAUUGUAAGCAGCUGAAAAACCAGUCUCCUAGAAUAUUGAAAGCCACAAUUUUUAGGUUUUUAUAUAUUGUACUGUAUAAAAACCUGUGUAACUGGUCAUUUUAUGGAGUCAUGUUUGAAGAGCUCUUUAUAAUUGAACUUUAUUGGAUUUGGAAGAUAUUUCACCAGCAUUGCAAUAAGCAAAAUUAGGAAGAGUGAUAUAAUAUUUGCUUGGACUAGUUGAACGUCAAGCUAAGGCUUGAAAGUUGAUGAUGGCAUCUGAACUUUAAUGUAGUUUGGAGAAUCUUAAAAUGGUUUAUGCUAUACAGUACGUAUACAGUAGUUUAUGAUUGCUGCUAUUUGACGUUAUAUGUAUUUUGUGGUUGCUGCUAAUUGACAUUGAAUGUGAACAGUAAGACAACAGAAGUAUAAGCACAGGGUAGCAAUAUCUUUUUUUUUUCUCUCUCUCUCUCAAAUAUCUUAUUUGAAGGUGAUUGAUGUUAGUUGUAAGGUAGGUAUCACUGUAGAUGACUGUUACCUUUAGGGAGAGAACUACUCGGGGAAAGUGCACCCACCCUGUGAUCAUAGUCAUUUCAAGAUCGGUUAUUUCUCCCAAAGAAUGUUGAAGGGUAACUGCAAGUAGGACACAAAGUAGCAAACCUAUUAGAGGCCUUAUUCUUGAACCUUGAGUGAUAAAAGUAGUGGUUUGAUAGGCAAUAUACUGAUGUAUUUUUUGUACUUUCACCAUUGCACUGCCUUGAGAAUAGUGCUUUGAAAGGUCAUGUUAGGAUUUUUGGUCUUGAAAGAAUUAGAUUUAGUAUUAGAUUUUUGCAGUAAUACCAGACUGUCAGUACUUACUAUCAUCAUGAGAACUUCAGAAGUAUUUAACUUUAAGAGAAAUGUAGAUUAUGAAUUAAACAAGAUACCUGUAUCCUCUAAAGUAAAAUAGGCAACUAGUUUGACCAUGUUUAGCAAAGAAUACUUGGCAUAAUUAAUUUCUCUCUCUCUCUCUCUCUCUCUCUCUCUCUCUCUCUCUCUCUCUCUCUCUCUCUCUCUCUCUCUCUCUCUCUCUCUCUCUCUCUCUCUCUCUGUCAGAAAUGCAUUUUCUCACAGGUUUAUUAGGUUGCCUUUUUAAAAAUCAAUAGGGGUUACAGGACUGAUGUUGACCUCCUUUGGUAUUAAAUACUAGCCUUCAGCAAUAGAAUUGAGGAGAAUAUUUGGCCUUAAUCUUACAAAUUUAUGUUUAGUAUAUUCAUACUUUUCAAAAUUUCCUUAAUGCAGAGACAAGCAGAUUUAUAUCUAGGUGUUGAUUGCAACUGUAAAUCUAAUUAAGUUUGUCAUAAUGUUCAUGAUAUGGACAGAGAAAACUGCAGAAAAUAUCUUUAUUUCGAAUGAAGAUGUGUUCAACUUCAUUUUCUGUUUCCAAUAUUUUGUAGGUGUUUGUCUGCAAAUUGGCAUUUUGAUUUUCAAAAAGUAGCUUAAUUUUUGGUGUCAGAUUCCUUAGACACAUAUCUUCUGUAGCUUUGAAGAGGGAAGAAGUAGUGUGUAUUGUUGGUUGCAACAACUCCCAACUUGCCAGGUUUGGAAAUUUAGUAUUUUAUUUUCAAUUUCAUUACUGUUUUUACUUCUUUAAUUUUUAUGACGAUUAUCCCACCAUUGCUGUUUGUAAUUGCCCUUUCCUUCAUUAUUCUUACUUGUAUUUUUUGCUAAGGUUUAGCUUGAAUGAAUUUUUUUUUAUUCUAGUUUAUUACAUUUAAUUAUAUUUACUUGACCUUUUGGUUUGAGGUUAUUUUGUUCACCUAUUUUUAUUACUUAUUGCUACUAGGAUGGUAUGGUUUUUGUAUUGAAGUCACUUAUAUAGGAUCAAACCUGCAUAAAUCAGAAAAGGGUUUUAAUUAGGUCAUCUUCCUUACUUUUUGGGUCAUUUCUAGUAUACCACAAAUGCUUCAGUCAAGGGAGUUUCAGUUGUCUGCUCCAAAAGGAGGUUCUCUCCCUCUUGACAGAUCUCCUUGGGCCCUGUGGCCCUAGACAAGGAAGUCAAGAUUUUCUAAGGUUUUCCUCUCUCAAGUGUUCUGUGAUUUCAAGCAGUCCAUGCUUCAGAGAGGUUAUGAUUAUACAUUGGUUGCCCCCUGACCAUUGACUGUUGUUUUUAUUAUAAGAUUCAGGGUUGCAAUACUUACCAUGUUUUCACUGAAACUAAGGGCAUUGACAUAAGGACUCCAACUUCUUUACAUUAUCUUGUUAUGUUGUUGCCAGCCAAGAUUGAUAUCAUAGAGGUUUUAAGGGAUUCUUAGCCAUGGUCAGUAGGCUAGAGUGGGUUGGUCAAAGGCCAGUGGUAAAUGGAGUCAUUUACCACUGAAAAAAUAAAAAAAAACAGAAA